UAUACAGAAAAUAAUAUUCAGUGUUGUAGAAAUGUAAUAUGGCAGCGGUAGUUGCGUCAAAUAUGAGUAGUGUUGUUGGUGGACAUUUGCAAACACAAUUAACAAGAUCAUUAGAAAGAAUAUUAGAAGAAGCACAAUUAAGUGGUGAAUUAAAGUUAAGUGGUAGAAAAUUAAAAGAUUUUCCUAAUACUGGUAAUAAGUAUAAUUUAUGUGACACUGUGAUUGCAGAUUUAUCAAAAAAUCGACUUGGAGAAUUACCCAACGAUUUAACAACAUUCCUGUUUUUAGAACGGUUACAUCUGUAUCAUAAUUCAAUACGUAAUAUACCUGACACAGUGGUUAGUCUACAAUCAUUAACACAUUUGGAUCUUAGUCGUAAUCAACUUACCGUACUUCCAAAAGAAAUAUGUCAGCUCCCAUUACAAGUACUACUGGUGGCAAGCAAUCGUCUACAAUCGUUACCAGACGAAUUAGGACGUAUGACGGAACUAACCGAACUCGAUGCAUCAUGCAAUCAGAUAACACAUCUGCCUCAUCACCUGGGCGAUCUGACGCAACUCCGAAGUCUAAUUCUACGAAGUAACCUCUUAUUGUGCCUCUCCAUAGAAGUGACAUAUUUACAACUUGUUAGAUUAGAUAUUCGACAAAAUAGGAUACAAACAUUACCAGUUGAACUACGAUUAAUGCGUAGUUUAGUUGAUUUAGAAUUAGCGGAUAACCCUUUAACAUCACCUCCAGCCGCGCUUUGUAUGCGUGGACGUGUACACAUUUUUAAGUAUUUAGAAUUAGAAGCUUUACAAAGAAAUAAAAUUCGUAGUAAUACAAGCGGUACAGAAGUUAGACGCUCGUCUAGUCGUCGAUCUGCAGGGCAUUGUAAUGGAUCUCCUCAGGUGCAAUCACGUGUCUCAUCACAUUUACAAGAAGGCUUACGACAUAAACGACACAAUGUUGAUAGUGGAUAUAGCACAAGUGAUGGUUUUGAUAAAAGAUGGUCGCAAGAAAUGCAAGGUGGUACUGAAGAAAUGAUUCGUAAAUCAUGGGCUAGACACCAAUCGUCACCAUUAACUGUGUGUACAUCGGAGAAUAUUAGUACACCUUCAGGAAUAUCUACACCAUCAACAAUAUCGCCGGGUGAACCGGGUAGUUUAGAAGACGAUAUAGACAAAGUUGGUAAUGGUUCCUCAAAUGCUAUUGAUAAGCAUAAAGUUCCACCUAAUGGUAUUAUUCAUAGUUCGCAUUCUUCAACAAAUGAUGUGAUAACUAAUGGAAAUGGAAUUGAUGAAAAAAAUAAACAACCUUUGAAUCAUAUCCAAACAUACAGGGAAUACAAGGAAGCAUUACGGCAACAACGAAAUCAAGAUGUACCUGUUUAUCGAACCCGUGAUCAUAGUGCUUCAUCAGCCGAUAAUCCUUCAAAUCAUACUAAAACUGAACCAAAUACACCAACACAUCAAAUAACACAUCAUACGGGUUUGGCCACAUCUAAAUCAGAUCCGACACCAUUACAUUCUGUUUUAAGUAGUCAUCCAAAACAAAUAUUCGAUGAUACUGUACCAAAACGACCAGUACAGAAAGUACCACCUUCACGCAUUGCGCCAUUUUCAUCACCAAACCAUCAAAAUCAUUCACCACAAAUGAAUGGAAAUAAUGGUACUACAAAUGAACAUAAUGGUGUCAACAAUAAUUCAAAUACUUCCUCACCAAAAUAUGUUAAUAAACAAGAAGUGUAUAUUAAACCCACAUCACCAAUAAAACAUUCAACUGGUGUAUUAUCACAUGAUCAUGUUCCUAGUCCUGGUAAAUUGAAACCAACAAGUCCAAAAUUAGUUACAACAACUGUUGGCUAUGUUAACGGGCCACCAUUAAAUAAUGGUUCAGCGAAAAGUCCAAAUAAUAAGAAUAGAACUUUAACUUGGAAUCGUGAUAUUCCACCGGAGAAAUUAAGCUUUACUAUGAGGAGGGAAUUUGAUAAAGCGAGAGAAGAGUCUGAUUUGAUAGAACAAUUAAGACAUAUAAUUGAAACGAGACUGAAAAUGGAAUUGCCAGAAGAUUUAGCUCCCGCAUUGACUGAUGGAGUAGUGUUGUGUCAUUUAGCCAAUCAUGUUAAAGCACGAUCCGUAGCUAGUAUUCAUGUGCCUUCACCAGCAGUCCCUAAGUUAACGAUGGCGAGGUGUCGAAGAAAUGUUGAUAAUUUUUUGGAAGCGUGUCGUAAAAUUGGUGUUGAAGAGGGGCAGCUGUGCUCCAGUCUCGAUGUGAUUGCAUUUUCAACAUCAGGGGGGCGUGAAGGUGGUGAUGCUCUACUAACAACAGUGAAGGCGUUGGAACAACUAAAUCAAUCGAACAUGGAUAUCAAAAGCAAAAUGAAGAGAAAAUCAGAGCCGCUGACUACAACCGACAUCAUAGUCUCGGCUUUGUGUUUCGUUGUAUUUGUAACAACUGUUAUUCUACUUAUCCUAUUUCCGCCACCUGACUAAAUAAAAAGAAGACGACCACAAUUAUCAAAUAACAAUUUAACACAAGUUUAACUAGAAGAUUAAC
Chrysoperla carnea is the source of this 2538-nucleotide messenger RNA. RefSeq names its product leucine-rich repeat and calponin homology domain-containing protein (gene Lrch). NCBI's taxonomy places the organism in Eukaryota, Metazoa, Arthropoda, Insecta, Neuroptera, Chrysopidae. Gene Ontology annotation, molecular function: protein binding. The record is from RefSeq and is a predicted model, not a curated record. The transcript is spliced from 9 exons. Bases 39 to 2474 code for a protein of 811 amino acids.